AUGUCUAGGAAACAUCUGGAAGAACGACAAGGAAGCAAAUAUGAUUUACUCAGUAGAAUGAAGACAGCUGUUGAACAGAAGAAUUCAGAUUUGGUCACCGAAAUCUGCAAGCACUGUUCGGAAACUGAAGCUUUGUCAUUUCUACGGCUAUUUGACAAUGCGAUUGUUGAUGAAAUGGAAACAAUGGUAUCGGCUCUCUUUACAAUAACAAGAAGAGCCUUGCCAGUUCUUACCGAUAGAAUUGAAAAAAUCAUUCACCGUUUUAUUUGUUAUGGUCAGAGUCAGUUUGUUCGAAAAGCUGCACUGUGUGCUUUGCAGGAAAUGAAGACUGGAACAGUUUGGAAAGAUUAUUUUAUUUUGAUGGAUGUUCUGCAGGAAUCACAGUUUCACUUGGUGGAGCCAGUUCUUCCCAUUUUCAACCGUAUACUAUGCAGAUGUGAAGCCACCAUGGAAAAUGAUAAUAGCUUGCCUUGGUUUUGGGUACAGCUGCUGUUUGUGAGAGCCUUAGAUCAUCCGAAUGGAUGGAUACGAGUUUGGGCUGCUCAAAAGGUAUUUUCUAUCGAUGCAGCAUUGCUAAAGACAGAUUAUUCAAUCAUUUUAUCAAGCCUACUGGCUGCUCUUGGUAGCAGUAAUAUUUAUUGGCGUCUUAUUGAAGAUGCAAAACUAAACAAUUUUAUCCAAGAUUUUGGGUCUUUCCUAGAACGUAUUGCUUCUGCUGGUUCGGGAGACGAUGAAAAGAAUUUCUUCAAAACAUUCGUGCUACUGCUAUCGGUGCACGUGUCCAGCUCUACGUCACUAUUUUUCGUUUCCUGUUCAUUGCAGUUUUGCACGCCGGCACCGAUAUACAGUAAUUGUUUGACAUUGUGCAGACCGGUAUUGAGUGCAGUUGCUCGCAUGCCGUACCUUCCACUUAGAAUUUGUACUACAGCAAAUUUUUUGAAAUUUUUCUUCAAGUUGGCUGACAGGAACUGGCAUGAAGCGUAUUGUUUCGCGUCGUUAUUAUCAGAGCUACCGGAAAAUAAAUAUGGGUUUUUAUUACAAGAAUUUUUUUACAAUACAACUUUUACUGAAACAUUAACGAAAAAUAUGAUGGAACAACUCGAAGAUUUACAACGCUCAUACGUAUCAUGCUGUUUUGGACGGAGCAAUUGGCUUGCUCAUGCAAUUUAUACAUGGAAGAUAGCAUUGGAUCAUGGACGGGCUUACAAAUUGGCCAUGGGAGUUUUAUGCUCAUUGUCAGCAGUUGAUUCAUAUUCUGUUCACGACUUCAAAACUGUGGAUGUUAUGUUGCAGCUCUAUACUGUAAUUUUGGAUGACAAACUUUUUGAAAAUGAAGAUUCUCAGUACCUCAAAUAUGGUCUUGUCGCAUAUUUAGAUACACGCCUUUUCGCUGAUAUGAAUGAGGUCUUUGAUUCUAAACGUUUUAAUAAUUUGCAUAAAAAAUUGCUCACAAUGAUGCACGGUAUGAAUUUUGAACAGUGGCUGAUGCGUUCGAUGAUGCUUUGUAAUAAAACCACCUCGCCAUCGAGACGUGCAGAACUGUCUUCAGUCGCAGUAGUUUUGAUCUCGAAAUAUACCAAUAUAUCUCAAAUGGCUUGGAAUGCUAUACUCAGUUUUCUGUUGUCGGAAGAAAAUGUUUCUGGAAUAAGUAAUGUAAGUAGAAUGGAUAUGCUUGGAGAAACCAUCGCACAGAAUAAAUCCGUAUUGUGGCGAAAUUUUAUAGCUGAUCACUCUUUUGACUCUAUAUCCAUAUUCAAGCUUUGCAUCAACUCGUUGAAAAUAUUCUUCAGUUGGGAUUGUCGCCGUGCUUUUCUGGAUUUGUUGCUAACUGUGCUAAGAAAAGUGCCAAUCAGCUGGAUGAUUGAACAAAGCAUUGAAGUGGUGUUGGCAGUUGCCAAUGAGGAAAAAAAGACACUUAACUAUAUUUCUGUGAUCAGUGAUGUUUUAGCAAUUUGCACAUUGGAAUGCACUUUGCGUACACAGGGAGUUGACAAAAUUGCACUGGAAACUGUUGAGAAAUUGUGUGGUGAAAGUGAGCAGAACGUACAAAUUGCAGUAGUACUGUCAGACGCAUUUUAUCAAGCUAAAGAAUUCCUGUGUAUCGCUUGGUUUCCACUUUUAAUUAAAAUGUGUGCCUUUGGACCAGUUUGUAAAAAAGACACUGCAGUACUUAAUUUAGCUGUUCAAAUGGCUUAUGCGAUGGAGAAAUCACUACCGACUGCCAAUUAUGAGAAACUACAUGAAUGUGCUCAAUAUUCCCGACUUCGUGCUUUACAAACGGUUUCUUGGAUUUCCAAAAAUCGCUGUGGUUCCGCAGACAAGUUUAUUCAGGAGACUUUUGUCAUGAUGGAAACUCUUGAUGCUUCGAAGAAUAAAUCUUUCGGAAUGUCAUUGGCUCAUCGAAAGAAAACACGCCUGUCGCAGUUACUAUUGCUUAUCUACAGUUUCGCAAGCAGGGAAAUUUUGGAAAAAUUGGAAUUGUUUUGCAUAAAAUGCUUAAAAGAACCUGUGCAACAACCAUCUAUUAGACUUCUCGUGAGCUGGAUACUUGUGAGACUGUAUUGCAACAACGAAGAUGCAUUUCAGAAAUUCAUUGGCAUUGAAAAAGAACUUGCUGCUGCUAGAAUCGGAAGUAUUAGUUCAUGGAUUGCAAUAUUACUGCACGUCACGAAGAUCAACCGAACAGACGCUGCAUUUACUCAAUGCUUUACAUUAUUUCACCCGUGGUGUACUGCACAAAAUUUUACCGUCCGCUGUACUUCAUUGGCAGCUCUCAAAUUGCUUUGGAAUAUUGUUGGAAACAAACUGCGUGAUCAGUUUCAUUAUUUACGUUGUAUUAUCGAAUUUGAUGCCGAAAAAGCAGGAAACACGAAACGUAUAAUUGACAGAUUAUGCAAUGAUUUCUAUUUUGCUUAUUUGGAUGAGAAUGUUGACUAUUCUUUGGAGACAGUUUUAACAAUUCUUCCGGAAAAAGUAGGACUCACGGCACAGGAUGCUAUAAUGUCUCAUCUUUUAAAAUGCAUCUCGAUGGAUGACUUUGCUUGUGUACACAGGGAUUCAGACAAUUUGAAUCAGUAUCCGUCCUUCGUUUUUGGUCAAACUCAGGUACAACGACAUCAGCAGAUUCGCGAACCUGAUGGUCUUUCGGAUAUAUCGGUCAUUCAGCGGAAGUUUAACGCGGUCAGUGUAAAUCGAGCGUUGCUCGAAGGUGUAUCUCUCAUUGUGGUUGCCUCUCUUCUGGAUAAAGCUGCAAAUUUAGGAGGUAUUUGUCGUACGUGUGAAGUAUUGGGAGUCGAAAAGUUGAUUGUCGCAGAUCUUGCGAAAAUAAAGGAUCGAGACUUUAUGGCGCUUAGCUUGUCGUCAGAGAACUGGAUGAAUUUGGAAGAGUCACGCCCGGAAGAGUUGCCGAACCUUUUACUGUCGUUCCGUAACUCUGGCUAUGUGAUUAUUGGUGCUGAACAAACUACAAAUAGUACACCAUUGCAUAAAAUUCGUUUUCCGUCAAAAAUGGUUCUGUUGCUUGGGAACGAAAAGGAAGGAAUACCUAUGCAUUUGCUAGGCUAUCUCGAUAAAACUGUUGAGGUUCUACAAAUUGGCCAUACCAGAAGCUUAAAUGUACAUGUCACCGGAGCUCUGCUUAUUUAUCGUUUUUUUGAGGAGUUCAUUGCGACGAAAACAUAA
Molecule: messenger RNA, 3681 nt
Organism: Brugia malayi
Lineage: Eukaryota; Metazoa; Nematoda; Chromadorea; Rhabditida; Onchocercidae
Product: RNA methyltransferase, TrmH family protein
Exons: 27
Coding region: 1-3681 (1226 amino acids)
Biological process (GO): tRNA methylation
Molecular function (GO): RNA binding; tRNA (guanine) methyltransferase activity
Source: RefSeq, a predicted model, not a curated record